AUGUCGCAGAUCCAGGGCCAAGACACCACGGCGCCGGCCGCCACGGGUGUCUCGCCGCCGACGGUGAUUGUCAUUGGGGCGGGCAUCAUCGGCCUGACUUGCGCAAUCAAGCUUCAGGCUGCGCUAGCCGAGCACCCCGACCUGCGCGGCACCGAGGUUAUGGUCGUGGCGCGGGAAUGGCCGGACUCGGUCGCCGGCGCAGCCUCGACUCACUCGGUCGACUAUGCCUCCAUGUGGGCGGGGGCGCACGUGCGACCCAUUCCCGCCGUAUCGGAUCAGCUGCGACGCGAGGCCGGGUGGCUCAAGCAGACCGUGGCCGAGUUCGACCGGCAGGCGGACGCUGAGCCGUGGUGCGGCAUCACGCGGACCACGGGGGUCGAGUUUCUCGACGAGCCGGAUGAGUACUACGGGAUACGAGGCAUGUCUGGCUUGCAGCAGGAGUCCGGCUUGCGUGGUUGGCGGACCCUCCCGCCGUCUGAGCUUCCAAGCGGAGUGCAAAUGGGCUUGGAGUACGAAACCUUUUGCAUCAACGCCCCAAUGUACUGCGAGCACCUGCUGCGGAAGUUUGUACUUGAUGGGGGAAAGACGAUGCGCAAGGAGUUGAAGAGCGAAUUGGAGGCCUAUACUUUACUCGAAAGAGCGCUGCUGGUUGUGGAUGCGAGCGGUGUUGGGUUCGGAGAUCCCAAAUGCUUUCCGACGAGAGGGCAAACAGUGUUGACGAACUUGUCGGUGGCCAGGACGGUGACCAGACGGCACAGUGAUGGGUCGUGGUCAUUUCUCAUCCCCCGGUUCUUCAACGGUGGUACCAUCGUAGGCGGAACAAGAGAGCCCCAAGACUGGCGCUCCGAGCCGGACCUGUCGACGCGGACCCGUGUGCUAGCCGCUGGGCUCGCCCUCGAGCCGUAUGCGCAGCCGAUGGCUUUGCAAGACGAGGCGAAAGGGACGGAUAGCGUCAUGGUUAUAUCCGACGUCGUAGGCCGCAGGCCCACGCGACGGGGGGGUAGGACGGGCUGGGUCAUUCAUGCGUAUGGCGCGGGGGCGCGUGGGUAUGAGAUUAGUUGGGGGUUGGCAGAGGAGGCGGUAGAAAUGGCAAUGGCACUGCUCUAG
Molecule: messenger RNA, 1107 nt
Organism: Hirsutella rhossiliensis
Lineage: Eukaryota; Fungi; Ascomycota; Sordariomycetes; Hypocreales; Ophiocordycipitaceae
Product: FAD dependent oxidoreductase domain-containing protein
Exons: 4
Coding region: 1-1107 (368 amino acids)
Molecular function (GO): FAD binding; D-amino-acid oxidase activity
Source: RefSeq, a predicted model, not a curated record